CCGCGCGUUGUUUACAUGAACCGCGACGUGUUUGAGUGGCGGAAGUUCAGAGUGGACUUUAAGACUGAUAUAGUUUCUCUUACAGCGCUUUUACUGUCGCUGUUUGUAGAGAAAUUGAAUCAGCAUCAGCUCGGUGAUGCGGAGUUCAGGUAUAAGAUAGCCAGCGCUGCAGGAGCGGGUUAAAAACAGGGAUCCAUUCAUUCAUGUCUCGGAGGAAUCCUGCAGACUCCCCGGGAGGAGAGGACAGAGAGCCGCUGCUCGGAGAAAGAACGGCGAGGCACGACUCGCGAUACGACGAUGAUCCUCCAGACUUCACUGAUGACCAAAACAGUGUACAGCCAAAGCUGAGCUAUGAGGAGGCAGUUGAAGAAGCAGGCUUCGGGCUGUUCCAUGGCUUGCUGUUGCUGGUGUGUGGCUGGGCCAAUGCCAGCGAUGCGGUAGAGAUACUGUGCGUGUCCUUCUUACUGCCCACGGCCCGCUGUGACUUGCAGCUCAGCUCUGCAGAUAUGGGAUUACUCACUGCCAGUAUAUUCCUCGGAAUGAUGCUGGGAGGGUAUAUGUGGGGGUAUCUGGCUGAUCUGAGAGGACGUCAGAGGGUGCUGGUCAUCUCGCUGGCAGUGAACGGAACAUUUGGUGCGGUGGCUAGUUUAGCCCCGAGCUUCUGGUUGUUCCUGCUGUUGCGGUUCUUCAGUGGAGUAGGGGUGGGCGGAUCCAUCCCAGUUAUCUUCUCCUACUUUUCUGAGUUCCAGCCGAAGAUGCGUAGAGGGGCCAUGAUCAGCGCUCUGGCCACUUUCUGGAUGGCUGGAAACAUUUUAGCUGCAGGUGCUGCCUGGUUGGUCAUCCCCAGGACAUUUCUGCAUGUUGAUCUGGGCUGGUUGGACUUCCAGAGUUGGAGGGUGUUUGUGGUGCUGUGUUCCAUCCCCAGCCUCACCUCAGCAUUUAUCUUCAGACUGGCCAUGCCAGAGAGCCCCCGCUUCCUCAUGGAGGCUGGCAUGGAGAAGGAGGCACUUGCAGUGUUCCAGCAGAUGUACAGACUCAACCACAGGGGAAGCCGCAAACCCUUUCCUAUGUGUAGGCUUGUUAACCCUAAAGAUGGUGAGAAUACUGGUGAACCACUGAGAAUGCAUAGAUGGUAUCAGCAUGUGACCCAUUUUCUUAAACAGGGUCUUUCUCCAAUCAGACAGCUGUUUAUUGGGCCUUUGAUCUCCAGAAGCAUUGCCCUGCUAGUCAUUUUCUACAGCAUAUCAUUUGGGUAUUAUGGUUUGUGGAUGUGGUUUCCUGAGCUUUUCAGGAGAGCUGAAGAUGGAGGUUCUCCAUGUGCCAAUAUGUCUCAACCCCAAAACCUGAGGAAUGAAAGCUGCUAUCCAGUGAAAACUGCAGUGUACAUGGAGGGCUUUGUGACUGCGGCCUCUAACCUGCCUGGGAACAUCUUCACUAUCCUGCUAAUGGACACAGUGGGAGGCAAGAUCCUACUGUCGGGGAGUCUGCUGUUGUCCAGUGCGAGUGUGUUCCUGAUUUAUGUGGUGAAGACUAAAAGCCAGAGUCUCAUAAUGUCUUGUGUGUUCAGCGGUGUGUCAGUCAUCUCCUGGAACGCCCUGGAUGUAGUGGGCACUGAGCUUUACCCCACACAGUUACGCUCCUCUGCACUGGGCUUCUUCACUGGAGUGGGCCGAGUUGCUGCGAUCAUGGGAAAUGUAGUUUUUGGCCAGCUGGUGGACUCUAACUGUGCCGUGCCUAUAUUGCUGGUUUCAGUCCUGUUGCUGGCUGGAGGUCUAGCAGCUCUACGGCUACCUGGAACCAAACAGAUGGACUUAACAUGAAACACACACACACACAAAUACACACAAAUAAUACGAGACAAACUAGCAUACAAACCUGUUUAACCACAGUCAGCCUUAACUAAUGUAAGUGUAUUAAAUUAAGGCUCUAAACUGCCAACUAGUAUCACAUAACCUUACAAUCACAAUCCAGAACCAAAAAUUAAAUUCAUACGAAAAUUUAGGACAUGAUCGCAUCAUUGGAGAGGACACUGGAGGAAACUAUCUUAUUUAAUCAUCAGAUUAUCAUCAGAGUUUUGAUCUUGAUUGUUAAAGUGAGUGGUUCACUAUGACCAGAUCAAAAGAGCUAUCUGAGGCCUGAGGAGAAAAAAUGAUGUAGCUGCAGAUGAAUGAAUGAAUGAAUGAAUGAACAUUAUGGCAAGAAUAUUGGCCAGAGAACACAUUGACCUAGGCCGUUUCUCAAUACACAAGUCUGCACUCCAGUACUUGUGAAGAACGGACUUGGGAAGUUCAGAUCACGAGUGCAUACUCCCGAGGACAGGAGGAAGCGGGGCGGUUGUUCUGUAUUUGGAACAGCUGUCUACUUGAUGACGUCACCCUCUUAAGAGGAGCGGAAAGCGUUGUUCCGAAAACAUAGGAGCACAUUUUCACCUAGCCGAUUUCUUAACAAAUAAACCACAUAUCUGAAGUCUAAACUCCUACAUUCUCGCCUGAAAAUAACUGAAAACAUUAUUUUAGAACACAGCAGUACUGUUUUAAAAACGUACAGGUGCUUACAGUUAUGUACCUUCUUCUCCUGCAUUACGCUGAUACUGCUGAGAGGUGCAUUCUGGGUUAUCGGGCUGUAAAAAGUCCACACAAGUCACCUUCCAUGCAUCCUCGAUAAAGUGGGAGGAGCAAGAACACAUCCGGGUAUUGGUUGUGUACUUGGCUAACUGCGAUCUUCUGAAUUGAAACAGUACUUGGGCUACAACUGAUGGCGUUUCCCGAGUCCACAAGAACACAAGUACAGACAAGAACGCAGAUUGAGAAACGGCCGAGAUGUUCUAUAAAAAUCAGACAGAUAAUUUAAGUUCAACUAAAAUUAUUUGGCGUAGUAGCAGAAAACACAUUUUCCUAAAAUUUUAGUUAAAAAAAAAAAAAAUCAUAAUAUUUAAAAUUGAACCCCUUGUAUUGUGAUAUGUAUCAUAAAGCCAGGUUCUUGCCAGUACACAGCUCUUGUGUUAGAGGGGUGUGAAUGUAGCAUUAGGAACAACUUGGGGUGUCUGGUUGGGAAUGGACCCCCAGUAUGCUUAAUGAGUAUCUGCCUGCAGAACUGGGCUCUAGGCACCAAAGCCUAUAUAUGAGCUCAAAGAUGAGACUGAAUUUGUAGAGAUUCUGACAACUUUAACACUGCACACAUGCACUUAACUAAUUGUUUUAUAAUUUUAUACAAUUUUAUAUAUAUUUUCAAAUAUACAACAUCAUGCACAUGUUUAGGUAAACUAGUCAAAGCUGAAAUCCACAAAGCAUAAAGAUAAUUUUUAAUCAAGAUUACUAUUAAUUAUGUUGUUUUUUUUUACAAGCCUUAGCACAAAUAGGUUUAAGGAAAGUUAUCUGGGAACUCAGAUUUUCUUGGUGUGCCCAAACGUUUGCAUUUAGCCCCUUUAUAGAGCAUAAAAGCUAACACAAGUGUUUUAAUCUGCACUUUGUAUAUUUAAAUAAAAUGUAUCUGGCAUAAUUUAUACAAUUUAAUUUUAACAAUGUUUUGAAGUUUUGCAGUAGAGAUAGAAGAUCAGGUCCAUACAUCUAUAAAUGCAAUUCAAUUCUAUCUAUUGGAUGUGUCACCUCUUUCUUAAAUUCUUUUUUCUUAAUGCAAGUUUAAACAUUUUCGAUCUGAAAUUGUGUAAUCUGAAAAUUAUGAGUUCAUAUGUUUUUUUCCACACCCUUUAAUUCAAAUUAUGCCAGGAAAUAUCUCCUUUAUCAAAUAUCAGGAAUAUUUCAUUCAGAUAUACAAAAUUCAGUUUCAAACACUUGUCUUUUAAUUCUAAUGUCCCUUUUUACUCUGCACAGAACUGUACAACUCUAAAAACAGUGCUGGGCAUUUAACUGUUUGGAUCAUGAUGAUGAAACAUAUACAUUUCAAUUCUACAAUAAUUUUAAUAAAGGAUGAACCGGUGACCAAA
Messenger RNA from Astyanax mexicanus (Mexican tetra), 3943 nucleotides. It is a transcript of the gene sv2, whose product is annotated as synaptic vesicle glycoprotein 2. Gene Ontology annotation, molecular function: transmembrane transporter activity. The transcript has 13 exons. The record is from RefSeq and is a predicted model, not a curated record. Gene Ontology annotation, cellular component: membrane. Gene Ontology annotation, biological process: transmembrane transport. Bases 204 to 1820 code for a protein of 538 amino acids. NCBI's taxonomy places the organism in Eukaryota, Metazoa, Chordata, Actinopteri, Characiformes, Acestrorhamphidae.